CCCUACAUGCUUGGAGACCAAGUUCUCCAAGUUCCCCUUCAACAGGCAACAGGACCAGCCAAGACCCCACUUGCACUUGUGCACAUGGAUGUGGUGGGGCCCACAAGAGCCCCUUCCCUCUCAGGCAGCCGCUAUUUCUUGACAAUUGUGGAUGACCACACUCGGGCAGUGUGGGUUUACCCUUUGAAGAGCAAGGGGGAGGUGGCAGCGGCUGUCCUUAAGGAGUGGAUGCCUAGAGCUCAGAGGGAAUGCGGAUACAAGGUGAAGGUGAUCCGCAGUGACAAUGGUGGGGAGUUCAUUGGAGCUGAUUUUGAGGGGGAGUUGAAGAGGAAGGGGAUCCAGCAUCAACUGACAGUGCCCUACAACCCACAGCAGAAUGGCGUGGCUGAGAGGUUCAACAGGACCCUGCAGGAGGGGGCACGCACUCUCCUUGGGCGUGCAGGGCUGCCUGAUCCGUUUUGGGUGUCUGCACUGAGGCAGGUCGCCCUUGUGAAGAACAGGGUGCUGGCUACAGUUGGAGAUAAGGAGUGGAUCCCAUAUGUCAAGUGGUAUGGGAGUGCUCCAGCUGUGAACAUGCUGAGGGCAUUUGGGUGCAUGGUGGUGUUUCAUGUGCCUAAGGAGAAAAGGGGGAAGUUGGAGGCUUCUGGAAGAUGGGGUGUGCACUUGGGGAUUGCAAAGGAUCACAAGGGGUGGCUGCUAUGGGACUUGACCACCCAGAAGUUGACAGUGUCAAGGGAUGUGAAGUUUCUUGAGUCCCUGUACUACAAGGAAUGGAAGCAGCAGCAACAGAAGCUUCCAUCUACACCGCUCAUUGUGGAGGCAGAUGAGGUGCAGCAGCCUUCAAGACAGGUGGAGGUUGCAGUGUCAGAGGAGGAGAUGUCUGGGGUGACUGAGGAAGGGGGAGCAGCUGAAGUAGAGCAGCAGCAGCAGCAGCAGCAUGAGUCUCCAUCUCGAGUUCCACACCCGCCUGAGCGACCUAGGAGGGAUGUGCGCCCUCCUGUGAGGCUGACCUAUGGGGGAAGAGGCAAGCCAAAUGUGGUGCAGGCUGGGAGUGUGGUUGAGCAGAUUGAGGAAGAUGAGAUCGCUCACUGCUACUGGGCACCAAUCCCUGAGCCCAAGACUCGAGAAGAGGCCUUGAAUGGACCAAAUGGGGAGAAGUGGAAGGCGAGUGAGGAUGAGGAGUUCGGGUCCCUGAUUGAAAACGAGACAUGGGACCUGUGUGACUUGCCUCCUGGGAAGAAGGCAAUCACUUCCAAGAUGAUCUACAGGCACAAGUAUGGACCUGAAGGGGAGCUGACCCGCUACAAGUCUAGGCUUGUGGCAAGGGGGUUUCAGCAGACAAAGGGGAAGGACUAUGAUGAGGUGUUUGCUCCUGUGGGGAAAGGAACAACAUUGAGGGUGCUAUUGGCGAUGGCUGCACUCCUGGGAUGGAAGAUACGGCAGAUGGACAUUGUGACUGCCUUUCUGAAUGGGAUCAUUCUGGAGGAGGUGUACAUGAAGCAGCCAGAGGGGCUGGAUGAUGGGAGCGGCAGGGUCUGCAGGCUGAAGAAGGCCAUCUAUGGCCUUAAGCAGGCGCCUCGUGCAUGGUAUCACAAGUUGGAGGAGGCGCUGUUGGCUGGGGGUUUCAAGAAGAGUGAGUGUGACCCCAGCCUGUUCCUGCUGCAGGAGAAGGAUGAAAUCCUCAUGCUCUUGGUGUAUGUGGAUGAUAUCCUUCUCUUUUCUGCAUCCACUGCUUUGCUGGACAGCGCAGAGCAGAUGCUGGAGAUGCAGUUCAAGUGCUCCAAGAUGGGUGAGGCGAAGUACUACUUGGGGAUGCAUGUGGAGAGAGAUGUGGAAAAGGGUGUGCUGAGGUUGCACCAGAGGAAGUACUGUGAGGGGCUGGCUGAGAAGUAUGGGCUGCAAGAUGGGGGAAAGCCAGCAACACCACUACCUUCAGGGUUUACUGUGGAGCCAUGUGCUGAUGAGGAGGUAGUGGGUGAUAGUGACAGGAAGCUGUUUCAUUCGAUGGUUGGGUCGCUGAAUUAUGCUGCAAAUCAUACACGGCCUGACAUUGCAUUUGCUACAUCACGACUGGCUAGCGUGGUUUCACGUCCUAGUCAUGAGCAGCUGGAAGCGGCCAAGAGGUUGGUCCGCUAUGUGAGUGCUACGGCAUCAGUGGGAUUGGAGUACAGUGGAGUGAGGCAGCGGUUGCAGAGAGGUGCUGCAGAUGUGAAGAGUGGUGAGAUGCUCUUGAGUUGCUAUACUGACGCUAGCUUCAACUCAGUGAAAGCGGAUGGCACCAGCAUUGGGGGUUAUGUGUGCUUGCUGGGAGGUGGUGCUGUGAGCUGGCGCAGCAAGAAGCAAAAUGAGGUGGGAUUGUCUUCAUGUGAGACUGAGUACAUGGCCUUACACCAUGGGGCCAAGGAAGUGGUAUGGCUGAGGCGUUUGUUAGAGGAGUUGGGAGUUGGUCAGGAGGAGCCGACAGUUGUGUUCUGUGACAAUGAGUCUGCAGUGAAGCUGGCCAAGAAUGCUUGUCUGCAUGGGCUGACAAAACACAUAAGGCCUAAGUGGCAUUGGGUGAGGAGAAUCCUUGAUAAGGAGGUGCGGCUGGAGAUAGUGAAGACCCAUCAGCAGGCAGCAGAUAUUUUCACUAAGCGUCUGGCGGAGGCGGAUCAUUGGAAGGGCAUGAAGCUUGCUGGGAUGAGUGUGCAUUGAGUAUGCAUGCUUGAGAUGUGGUAUGGUCGAUGAUGGUUGGCAGCCAGAGGGGGAGAUUGUUGUGUGAUGUCAUCAUAUGCUAUCACAUUCUGUCUGCCUCCCAUCCCAUGUUUUCAACUUGCAUGUGUGGUUUGAAUGUGCAAGCAUUUGUGUGGUGUGUUCUGGAGUUUGGGAAUGUGUUCUGUGUUAUUUUUGUUUGAGCAGGUAUUUGUGAUGAUAGAUCUUGAGAAGAUCUUUCCGACGCAACGAGAAUCCCUUCAAUCGGAGCAAGAAUGCGAAAGCUAUGAAGAUUCAAAGUUCAUGAGCUUGCGUUACAAUUGCGGCGGUUACUAAGUGAAGUUGUGGGGUGACUCUAUAUGGAGUUGGGACCUUUGGGGUUGGGGAAACUUGUCACUCUACUGUAACAGCUGCAAAUAGGUUGGGAACAACCAAGCUAGGUUGGCAAGGGUGGCCAACUUGGAUGGAUUGGUUGGGAAGGGACAAAGGUCAAAGUUGAGGUUCCUAUAGGGAGGGAAUCUUUGUGCUUAUGGGGUUUCCUUGGUUGGGGACUCUCUUGGGACCUUCCCUCUCAUCCCUCUCUUCCUAUCCCAACCUUUCUCUUGCUCCUUCUAAUUCCUUGUGAGAUUCUUGAACUUUGAUUGAACUCUUGAGAUUGAGUUAAGUUCUCCUCCUACAGCUUACCCCCUAGUGCGUCGAAAGCCAUAGCGUCGCGAAUACUUCAUCAAUUAACAUGAUUCAAAUUGGGAACGGUAGCUGAGAUUAAGAGCUCCAACAUAUCCAAGUUUCGCGAUAUUCCAACGGCUAGUUUUUCGUCGACGUCGUUUCUUGUGAAGACGACUUUUCUGUCCAGAAUUUCGGAUUUAUAUUUUGAGUAAUUCUAGCUCCUAAGUUCACCUAGACUCCGUCCUUAAUCCUAACAGUUAGUGUAUGGGCUCAAGAGCAUGCUGGCUUGUGCUCAGAUGCAAAACCAGGUGUGUGGGAAGAUAUGGAAUCUCAAGUGUUGUCGCAUGUCCAAGUUCUUGAGUGGUACCCCACUAAACAACAACCUGUUUUUUCAUUUAGGUGCUUUGUUUAACAAAACUCUUUCCUUUUG
Molecule: messenger RNA, 3787 nt
Organism: Closterium sp. NIES-67
Lineage: Eukaryota; Viridiplantae; Streptophyta; Zygnematophyceae; Desmidiales; Closteriaceae
Source: the annotation of a GenBank genome assembly